Molecule: messenger RNA, 926 nt
Organism: Trichobilharzia szidati
Lineage: Eukaryota; Metazoa; Platyhelminthes; Trematoda; Strigeidida; Schistosomatidae
Source: the annotation of a GenBank genome assembly
CUUCAAACAACAUAUAAUUAAUCCCUGCACCACUCCUUCUGGAGCCAACCAAAGCUACGACAAUCGAGUGGUGGGACGAACUCCACAGAAGUUUACUGAAGACCGGGAACCUUUAUCUCACAAUCAAGAAGCGAGCACAAAGAAAUCAAACUGGUUUAUACUAGCUAAUAAAAACGAUAUUGGAUACUGGAUAUUGGAUGAGAAUUUUGUGUAAUCAUUCGACCCGCCAACUAAAUAUUGCGUUAUCACCGCGGCAACCGGGUUACCUCUAAACGAUGUCAGAAGUAGAAGAGACAUUUAAAAGAUUAAUAGGUCAUAAAGGAGUUAUUGGAGCAAUUAUUGUCAGCUCAGAUGGUAUCGCUGUCAGAUCAUCUAUGGAUAAUAGUACUACUAAUCACUAUUGUGGUCUUAUUCAACAAUUAAUCUCCAAGUCUCGAUCUGCUGUUCGUGAUCUAGAUCCAUCGAAUGAUUUAACAUUUCUACGCAUUCGAAGUGUACGACAUGAAAUUAUGGUAGCACCAGAUCGUGAUUACAGUCUGAUUGUGGUACAAGAAACUGGAGUGGAGUAGGAAUCAUAGGAACAUCACACUACCAUUUCACUGGAUUUUAACUUCCUCUCACUUCAUGUGGUCCUAGAUUGUUUUGAUGUGUCUUUUUCAAAUGCAAAUAUUACACUCUGAUUUGUCGGAUACAGUAACAAAACAAGAGGAGGCUAACAAUUUAUGGUUUUCAGUGCACUUGUCAUUUUUUCAACAUUCUAAAAUUUUAACAGUUUGUAUGCGUGUGUGUGUGUAUGUUUGUGCUUUCAAAUGGAGCUUUCCUGUUAUUUUUAUCUUGUGUGUGUGAAUGUGUGUGUGUGUGUGGAGUUGACUAUAAUCUUCUUUGGCUGGGUAAAAUCUAAAAAUAAAUAGUUUUUUUAAAAGAAA